This is a messenger RNA of Pocillopora verrucosa, 1388 nucleotides long. NCBI's taxonomy places the organism in Eukaryota, Metazoa, Cnidaria, Anthozoa, Scleractinia, Pocilloporidae. The record is from RefSeq and is a predicted model, not a curated record.
AGUCACAGAUAAUUUAAAGAGUCUUUGAUUCUUGAGAGGUUAAUAUUUUGUCCAACGAUCAACCCUGUUAGUGUCCUGUUCGACAAGCCUCGCAUUAUCUGUAAAGCCGCUCGGUCUCCGUUUGUGUCCUAAACAAUGACAAGCACUGAGGACCUGUAUCAUUCAAUGGUCACCAAUUGUGUGCUCAACGCAUUAUUAUCCUACACCGCUAUCGUGUUGAACAUCAUAACAAUUUACGCGAUGAGAAAAACAUCGUCUCUGCCGAGGCCGCUGAGAACAUUAUUGCUGAGUCUUGCUGUCUCAGAUCUGGGUGUCGGCAUUUUUGUACAACCUUAUUACGUUGUGCUUUUAGUUAUAAAGCUGAAAGGCGCCGAUCCUGUUGACAAAUCAACGGAUAAUGCCAUGUAUGCCAUCGCGGACACCUUUUCCAUUGUUUCAUUACUCAGUGUUUUUGUCCUCAGCGUGGACAGAUUCCUGGCUGUACAUCUUCAUCUCAGAUAUCAAGAGCUUGUCACUCAGAGACGCACUGUUUUGGCCGUGAUAUCAAUCUGGAUGUUUAGUGUAUUUCUUGCAGUAACCGGCUAUUUUUGGUCGCUUCUUUUCCUUCAAAAUUAUUUUCCUGUAGUUUUAGGGUUCUGUCUUAUUUGCACAGGAUUAGUUUACUGCAGGAUUUAUUUCGCUGUACAACGCCACUUGAGGGAAAUACAGUCCUUGCAAGUACGGCGAACCGAGCAGAAUGUCGGUGACAUGGAGCAUACUGCAAGGAUGAGGAAAACUGCCAUUAGCACAUUUUACGUUUAUCUUGUGUUUUUAGUCUGUUGUUUGCCUGAAUACUGCACUAAUAUGGUUGUUAGCCAUGGCGAGCUUUCGGAUUCUUUAAAAACCUUUAGGUUAUACAGUUGGACUCUUGUGUGUGUGAAUUCAUCUUUAAACCCGGUUAUUUAUUGUUGGAGUAUGAGACACAUUCGGCACACCAUCAUUAACAUUCUCAGAAAUACACAUCCGUGCAGAAAGUAAGCAACAUAGCAUGAAAACAAGUUAAACCUUUUUUAAUGUUGCACCUGAAAGUUAUUAUAAGAGUGGAUACAAUAACACAACCUAACAACUAUUUUAGUUAACAGCCUGCAUUAAGUAGUAAUAUGAUGAUCCAUUUGUAAUACUCGAAAUUGAUCUUAAAUGAUAAGGACAACAACAAAGUAGGGAGCCGGCCUGAAGGAGAAUAUUUCAAUUGCUCGCUGCUAAUGACAUUGCCACAGAAAAUAAGUGCUUUGUAUUUAUGAAAUUCUAAAUUAAAUGCACUCAUGGAAAGGUAUAUAUCAAAACGUAUUGGUUACUAUUGUACAUAUCUUCAAAGCCAAGGUCGAUAUAGUUUGAACAUAAAUGUUAAG